This is a messenger RNA of Papilio polytes (common Mormon), 2672 nucleotides long. RefSeq names its product WD repeat-containing protein CG11141. Bases 158 to 1996 code for a protein of 612 amino acids. The record is from RefSeq and is a predicted model, not a curated record. Gene Ontology annotation, molecular function: protein binding. NCBI's taxonomy places the organism in Eukaryota, Metazoa, Arthropoda, Insecta, Lepidoptera, Papilionidae. The transcript is spliced from 10 exons.
CGUCUAAUAAUUAAGCAAGUUCGACACAAGUUAUGCUAGUGCUAUACAUAUAUUUUAUUUAACUAACUAGCAUUGAUGUUAAUCCCUGUAUAACGCGAUUAUGUGUUUCAGUUAAUUUUUGCGGUUUGUUUACAAACGGUUUUAAUUUUGAUUAAAAAUGGAAGUGACUAGUGGUGCAGAGGAAGGAUUUAUUCGCGAGUGGACCCCUUGUUCCCAUAUUUUGAACUUAAUUCCUCCUAGAAUUCAAACGGGAAUAUUUUCUACGGAAUUAUCCUUAACAUGUGUUGAUGCGGUUAGUGAAUACAUAGCUCUUGGCACAAACGUUGGUUUGGUUUAUUGGUACGAUAGGAAAAAAGGAAACAUUCAAAGAUUGCGAUGCGAGGCGUCUACGUCCCCCAUAACAUUUGUGAAGAUAGUAAGCACAGUUGACUAUAUGGUGGGCGCUGGUAACGCUGCGGGUCAGGUCACCGUCUUCCAGAUCCCCAAAGAGCAUCCAGAGAACAUUCCGGACACACUAAAACCAAAGGUCGAGCCAAAGGUGGAAAGGUACACGAUUGGCGAUCUCCACAAGAGUAAAAUCACGUCUAUAGAGUGGUCAAAGAAUGGCAUGCGGCUGUUCUCCGGAGACAAGAGUGGCAUCAUCAUUAUGACUGAGAUUGACUUCUAUAUGCACUUAUGCAAGUCAAUGGAAAUAGUGAAUGAAGAGUAUGAGAUAGUACAGAUGAGUUACCACCAGAACAGUUUGCUGGUGUCCAGUCUGUACCGCACUAUACUCUGCGAGCGCCGCGACGCGCGCUGGCACGUCAGCCAGCUCGGCAAGAAGGAGAGGAAGAGCCUGUGCCGGCUGGGCGCGGUGUUCCAGCACUCGUACGCGCGCGGCGGCGGCGCGGCCGCGUACUGCGCGCGCGCCGGCCUCCGACUGUGGCGCGCCGACGCGCAGGGCAACGUGCUGCACACGCUGCUCUUCAAGGUCGCCGUCGUGGAUGAUCUCAGACGAAUAUUGUCCGUGUCCGUGAACAAGGAUGAGAUCUUUGUGCUGGAGGGUCCUCGCUCGCUGGUGCGGCUGGCGCACGCGCCCGAGCCCGCCGCGCUCGCUCGCGCACAAGACGAAAAAUCAAAUUUGAUGACUCGUUCGCUAACGACGUCUAUCCAGCAAGCUGUGAACACGGUGCGCGAGCUGACGCAGCUGGACAGCACCGCGCCGUACAUCAACAGUGUACUGGAACAGCCACUGUCCUUGCUGACCAGGAACGAGAUCAUAGACAGCGGAGUCGUGGCCAGCGCUGAGGAGUGCUUCGAAUUACCGCCCAUAAAGAAUCUGCCCAUAGACAUCGCAGAUAAUGUCCUAGAGUCUAUUGUCAAUGAGUUUAAAGAUGUAUCAAGUGAUGCUGAGGAAAUAAGGAAAGUGAAAUCUGAAGAAUUGCAGAAGAAAUUGAGUAUGUAUAAUAGGAUAAUGGAGAAGAAAUGCGAUGAGGAGGUGAUACACAGUAGUAAAAGGAGUCGAAGACGUGAGACGGGGUCCGGCGCGAGCACGCCGCGGCUCAGGACGCCUGCGCGCCGCACGCCCGCGCACUGCUACACCACGCCUUGUGUUAUGAACGUCAGUGUGUACAGUAAUGAUACACAAAGCGACGAUUUACUUGAAAAAGAGAUUGAAGAGAAAGAGAAAAUCCUAGCCAAGUUAUUGAAUCUCGAAUCUUUUAGUAUAACGAGUCAUAUAACAAAGCCAGAAAACACAAUAAAAGAGCCUCAAGAGAUCGAAUACUUCAAACCGUACGAAGAAAAACCGGUGCAUAUAGAAAAACAAGAGAAACCGAUCAAAAAACCUGUUCAAGUGAAAAUGGAGCCUAAUGUAAUAGAUUUAGUGCCUAAAGUGGUGCAGCUGCCGAACAACUGGAACCUAGAGAAUAUAGAAUUGAGGUUAGAUUUGAAAAACGGAGUUAAAGAUGUCCUUUCUCCGGACGAGCACUUGGACAGCGAGUGGGAGCUUAUCUGAUCAAUGUGCACGCAUUUAGAUAAUGUUACAUCGAGAAUGCGUCAACAACGCGGCGAAGAAAGUUAAUUAUUAGCACUAAUGUUUAUUUAAAAUGUAGCUAAUAGUUUUACACGCAAAUAUAUGAACAAGCACCAAUAGCUCAGUGGCGUGCGCUGUGGAGUAAGAAAUGAGGUCGUAGGUUCCUAGCACAAGUGUAAGCAAAUUUUAGACGAUUACAGUCGAUGAGCUAGGCUAUGUCUAGAAUACUUUCUCGAUUUCGUGCUAGAUGUAGACAGACGUUAUGUUAAUUUACUCUCAGUUUCUGCCUUUUCUAGUAAAAUUGUAUUCCAAUUUUCCUAAAAAUUUGUGAGUUUUGUGUUUUAUAUUCCAAAAAAUUAUGAUUAUUAGAAUGUGGCUUUAAUUUUCGAAUCCUUAGACUUAUUUUAUAAUUUUAAUUAAAUGCAUUUAUAUGAGGCUAUAAAGUUUGUUGAAGCCUAAGAUCUAAUAUGUAAUUAAAUUUACAAGUAAGAUUAAAAAACAACGAGAAAUCAACACUUAGUGUCUCCCUUAGUGGACAUACUGUGAGUGCAGGAGUUAAAUUGCGUUUAUUUAUCGUGUAGCAGAUUUUUUAUUAAGUUCGAGUAGUAAUUAAAUAUAAAAGAGGCAAUUAUUAUUUUAUAGCUAUAGUUUAUACAUU